Messenger RNA from Tinamus guttatus (white-throated tinamou), 339 nucleotides. The record is from RefSeq and is a predicted model, not a curated record. NCBI's taxonomy places the organism in Eukaryota, Metazoa, Chordata, Aves, Tinamiformes, Tinamidae.
AUGCCGCUUUUCCGAGCUGUGGUGCUAAUCAAGGCCGUUCACAUCCCUCCUUUCACUGCAGUUCACAUGAUCACCAGGAAGCCCAUGGCUUGGCACGACAAUAUAGAGGAGCCUGCAGAUGCCAAGUUCCUGAAUCUCAUUCACCACGCAGCACUGGAGCCAACCAAGAAAUACUCAGAGCCACAAACUGAAAGCCAGGAAAUUGGCUGGAACACAACACCUUUGAUUCACGUGGACCGCACUGACUGCAGACUGCACUUCCCACGCCGCAGCACGGAGAUCACGAGAUACAUGGCUGCCUUCUGGCGCCUGAAGGAGCAGUCUGAGAACCUGCAAUAG